Molecule: messenger RNA, 342 nt
Organism: Trichomonas vaginalis G3
Lineage: Eukaryota; Parabasalia; Trichomonadida; Trichomonadidae
Exons: 1
Coding region: 1-342 (113 amino acids)
Source: RefSeq, a predicted model, not a curated record
AUGCUUAUUAAUGAAGGUCAUAGAAAGAAAGGAUCGCUAUAUAACAUCGAAAUCGGAUUGAUUGUUAUGGGUCUUUUGUUUAUUGGAACUGUUAUCUGUCUUCUUUACACUAUUUAUGCAUAUAUGAAGCGAAAUGAUAAAGAAGAUUCUGAAACAGUUCAUGAGAUGGAAGUUGAAGAAGUCAAAACAGCUAACUCUAAUGAAAUUGAAGGUGUCACAUAUGACAAUCCAUUAUUUACACGUGGCAACUGGAAUGAUGAUCCAUUCAAAGACGAUUUUGAAGAAUAUGAUAAUAACGAAAUUUGCUUUUCUUUGUAUUUAUACUUUGUAUCCAUAUUAUAA